Messenger RNA from Raphanus sativus (radish), 2189 nucleotides. RefSeq names its product probable glucuronoxylan glucuronosyltransferase F8H. Gene Ontology annotation, molecular function: glycosyltransferase activity. The coding region runs from base 405 to 1811 and encodes 468 amino acids. NCBI's taxonomy places the organism in Eukaryota, Viridiplantae, Streptophyta, Magnoliopsida, Brassicales, Brassicaceae. The transcript has 3 exons. The record is from RefSeq and is a predicted model, not a curated record.
AAAGUAAUCAUUACAAGAGCCUUCGGGGGUGUUACAGUAAUUUCAAAAUUACUGCUAUGUUUACAAGACUCGACCAAAGCGAUGAACCCGAGACCAUUGCCGAGCUCCAUUCUGCUCCAUUGCAUCUUCUCUCUCUGUAAUCUGAAAAAUUAAUUAUCUUUUUUCUUAUUUUUUCUUUGUUGAAAAAGUCAUGUUAUUUCUGAAUGUUAUCUUAUUUGAUUCCACUGGAAUCGAACCAAACCCAUGACAGGAGAGAAUGAUAAGAACCAGAUCACCAAUAUUGAUCUAAAUGUAAUAAUAAAAAAAAAAGUUACUAUGACGAUUCAUUCUUGAGAAAGUCUCUUUCUUUCUCUACAUUUCUCCAAAUCUCUCUCUCCCUUGAUUUCUAAUUCUAAGAGAAAGCAAUGUCGCUUGACAUAAAGAGACCUAUCGCCAACAAGACGAAGAAAAAGACAGCCUUCAUCGUCAAUAUGCAGCUAAAUCACAACAACAACAACAGAGGAGGAAACAACCUCUUUAUCGUCUUCUUCAGACAUUAUUACAGAUGGAUCCUCUGGUUUUUCCUCUCUCUCUAUUUCUUCACAUCUUACUUCGCCGGAGACCAAUCAUCACCGUCUUCAACCACCAUUACAACUAGAAAUAUCAUCUCUAACCACAAAACGUCGUCGUCUCUCCCGUCUCACGCCCUCAUCGAAUCCUCCGCCAUUGUCAAACAAGCUCACGCGUCUGCGUUCAGCGGGAUGAAGAUUUACGUAUACGACUUACCGGCGAGAUUCAACGCCGACUGGGUCACGGCUUCGGACCGGUGCGCCAGUCACCUCUUCGCGGCUGAGGUAGCCAUCCACCGUGCGCUUCUCUCCGACUCCUCCGUCCGUACGCUGAAACCGGAAGAAGCUGACUUCUUCUUCGUCCCCGUGUACGUCUCCUGCAACUUCUCCACCGCCAACGGCUUCCCUUCUCUGACCCACGCUCGCUCCCUCAUCUCCUCCGCCGUUGAUUUUAUUUCCGACAGUUACCCGUUUUGGAACAGAACUCGAGGCUCCGACCAUGUGUUCGUAGCUUCGCAUGACUUCGGUGCAUGCUUCCACGCCAUGGAGGAUAUGGCCAUUGAAGCAGGCAUUCCCGAAUUUAUGAAGAACUCGAUCAUUUUACAGACGUUUGGAGUAAACUACAAGCAUCCAUGUCAAGAAGCAGAGCACGUGGUGAUCCCGCCUUAUAUUUCGCCUGAGAGUGUACAGAGAGCAAUAGACAGAUCUCCGGCGAACAGACGGCGAGACAUAUGGGCGUUUUUCCGGGGGAAGAUGGAAGUCAACCCUAAGAAUAUUAGCGGACGCUUUUACAGCAAGGGAGUGAGAACGGCGAUUCUGAAGAAAUACGGCGGGAGAAGACGGUUCCAUCUUAACCGGCACCGGUUUGCUGGAUACCGAGAGGAGAUCUUGCGGUCCGUGUUUUGUCUUUGUCCUCUCGGGUGGGCCCCGUGGAGUCCACGUCUAGUGGAAUCCGCCGUGUUGGGUUGCGUCCCCGUGGUUAUCGCAGAUGGGAUUCGGUUACCGUUCUCUGAGACGGUGCGGUGGUCGGAGAUAUCUCUCACGGUGGCGGAGAAAGACGUGAGGAAUCUACGCAAGAUAUUGGAACACGUGACCGCGACCAAUUUGUCAAUGAUACAGCGAAACUUGCGUGAGCCGGCGUUUAAGCGGGCCCUCUUGUACAAUGUGCCGAUGAUGGAAGGAGAUGCUACGUGGAAUAUUCUCGAUGCGUUGUCGAGGAAACUAGAUCGGUCUUACAGAAGGUCAAGGGUUUUGAGCCAAUGAAAUGUUGACACGUAAGAUGCUGUCGCGAAAUGGAUGCUAGGCUGGAUAUUUUUGACUCUUUCGAUAUUGGUAACUGGAAUGUCUUGGUGCGGGGUCCAUAACGUGAGAGGCUUAAGUCGGACACGUGAGAUGUUGGCUGAGCUGGCUAUCAUUGAGUGGAUCAGCAUGUGCCCUCAGGGAAGUGAAAGUGUAAAGUAUGCUGAUGUGUAAUUCUUUUGUAUGAGUAGGCAUUCGAUUCUUUGAAUAUAAAAAUUGACUUGUAGAUCGUAAUGCAUGCAGGGUUAAAUCUCAACUUUGGUUUAAAAUCCAGUAAUAGUAACGCUAUCUAAUUAACACGAGUUUAGUCUUAUCUCAGGAAUUUACAACUAUAUGUUUGAU